AAUGCAGCACAUCUUCAUCUUCAGCAGCUGCUAAUAUAGAAAGGGACAAUGAUAUGAACAACGAGUUAAUGCUUGAGUUGGCCAAGUCAAGAGACUUAGGAGUGGCCCGAGGCAGCAAAUCAGUCAUGAGCUGCGAGACUGAGAUGGAGAUGGAGAUGACCAGAGAGAAGAAAAAGGAAGAUCACAAUGCCAAGGAAAGAGUGAGGAGGAUGAAUCUUAAUGCCUGCUACAUGGCACUAGCUAAUAUGCUCCCUCCUCCUUCAUCCAAGAAGAGACAGGGUGCACCGGCUAUAAUUGAUGAGGUACUUGAGUACAUUCCAGAGAUCAAGAAGGAAAUCGAGGAGCUAACACUCCAGAAGGAAAGUAUGUUAUCUGCGAUUGAUCCAAACAAGCAAUCAGUUCUCAACAAUAGCUCUCACACAUCAUCGGAAAGUAACGAAGGUCGUCCGACUCUUUCAGUGCAUGAAAUCGCUAAAGGUGAACUCGUCCUUCAGAUAUGUACAAAGAGGGACCAGCGAAACCAUGAGCUUUCCAAUCUUUUGUGGAAUUUAGAAGCCGAAGGCAUUAGCAUUUUGAAUGCCUCUACUGUUGAAGUUCCGCAUGAUCGAGUCUGCUUCCAUAUACACGUCCAGAUGAAUGCAAGUUCAUAUGGAUCUGAUUAUAUCCCAGUGUUCAAAGACAAGAUAACUUUCUGGUUACUUCGUGAUUCUUGAUUCGGGUCUAUGCCGUUGGGUGCUGGAUAAUGGCGGUGCUGAUCUUCAGACUGACCAAAGCUUGGAAAUUUGAUCCUCUGCAUCGGAAGUUUUACCAUUUUUUAUUCUUUCACAUUAACAGGUCAAACAUCUAGCAAGAUGCGGUAAGUUUCUUCCGUAUAAAUAUCUUGCAAUUUUGCUUU
Eucalyptus grandis is the source of this 895-nucleotide messenger RNA. RefSeq names its product transcription factor bHLH160. Lineage: Eukaryota; Viridiplantae; Streptophyta; Magnoliopsida; Myrtales; Myrtaceae. Gene Ontology annotation, molecular function: RNA polymerase II transcription regulatory region sequence-specific DNA binding; DNA-binding transcription factor activity, RNA polymerase II-specific; protein dimerization activity. Bases 54 to 713 code for a protein of 219 amino acids. Gene Ontology annotation, biological process: regulation of transcription by RNA polymerase II. The transcript has 3 exons. Gene Ontology annotation, cellular component: RNA polymerase II transcription regulator complex. The record is from RefSeq and is a predicted model, not a curated record.